AAAUUAAAAACAAGAGAUCUAAAAUGGGAGAGAAAACGAUUAUGCACUAUAGCAGCUCUCAGAAGAUACUCUUAGUGGGUGAGGGCAAUUUCUCCUUUGCUGCUUGCUUAGCCAAAGAAUUUGGCUCUCCUGUGAAGAUGGUUGCAACUUCUUUCGACUCCAAAGAGUCUUUAAUGCAAAAGUAUUCAAAUGUAAUGAGCACUUUGAAUGAGCUAAAGGGCAAGGGAUGUACGGUGUUGCAUGAGGUGGAUGUUCAUACCAUGAGCCAACACCCCAAGCUAACGAAUAGACGAUUCGAUCGCAUUGUCUUCAAUUUUCCUCAUGCAGGUUUCAUCUCGAUGGAACAUAACAAGAUCCAAAUUAAGUUGCAUCAGGAUUUGGUCAAGGGGUACUUCACCAGUGCACGUGAAAUGCUCACAGAAAGUGGAGAAGUUCAUGUGACUCACAAGACCACCCAUCCUUUCAGUAAGUGGAACAUAGUGAAGUUAGCAGAAGAGGUUGGGUUGUUUCUGGUUGAGGAAGCACAGUUCACACGAGCAGAUUAUCCAGGUUAUAUAAACAAGAAAGGAAGUGGAAGGAAAUGCAACCGUACUUUCCGUGUUGGACAGUGUAGCACCUACAAAUUUGCCAAGCUACCACUUCAACUGUACUUUCCGUCUUGAAUUCUUGAAUUACUUGUGC
Molecule: messenger RNA, 681 nt
Organism: Prunus mume (Japanese apricot)
Lineage: Eukaryota; Viridiplantae; Streptophyta; Magnoliopsida; Rosales; Rosaceae
Biological process (GO): rRNA base methylation
Cellular component (GO): cytoplasm
Molecular function (GO): rRNA (uridine-N3-)-methyltransferase activity
Source: RefSeq, a predicted model, not a curated record